AUGCCUUCAGCUACAAACAGCGCCCAGCCGGGCUUUCAGUUCUUCAAUGUCAUCGGCGGUAAAAGCCGGAGUGCCGAAGAAGUGCACCAGGUCGUGGACCCGCGAACCGAGGAGAACCUCUGGGACGUCCCCGUCGCUACCGCCAAAGAUCUCGAUGACGCGGUCGAAGCUGGCCUCACUGCCUUCAAAUCAUGGCGGAAGAGCACAAACGCAGACCGCCGAGACUUGCUCCUGGCCGUCCGACAGAAUAUGCUGGAUAAUGUCGAUGAGCUGUCCACGAUCCUUAUGAAGGAGACUGGCAAGUCGAGACUAAUGGCACAGGUUGAAGUUGAACGAGCCGCAUUCCAUUUUGAGUAUUAUGCGGAUGUGCAGCUUGAGGACGAGGUUCAGUUUGAGGAUGCGGAUAUCAAGAUCAUCGCAACGCAUGCCCCCUACGGUGUUAUUGCGGCAAUCUCGCCCUGGAAUUUUCCCUUGAUCCUGAGUGCAGUAAAGAUUGCUUCUGCGCUGGCCACUGGGAACUGCGUAAUUAUCAAGCCGUCGCCUUUCACGCCAUACACGAUCAUGAAGGCCUGCGAGUUCGCGCAGUCUGUUGUGCCCCCAGGUGUCUACCAAGUUCUCAACGGCGGUGCCGACCUUGGGGAACAGUUGACGCUUCAUCCCGGGAUAUCUCACAUCUCCUUCACCGGCACGACCAAUGUCGGCAAAAGGAUCAUGCAGAAUGCCUCCAAGACGCUGAAGAAGGUCUUACUCGAACUGGCCGGCAACGAUGCUGCCAUAAUCUGCGAGGACGUUGACCUGGCUGAGGUAGUGUCCAAGGUUGCGGGAGGCUGUCUCUUUCAUGCCGGCCAGGUAUGCGUUGCAUCGAAGAGAAUCUACGUCCACGAUUCCAUUUACGACCGUUUCCUCGAGAUGUUGAAGGAGGAGAUCAAGAAGUACGCCAUUACCGAGGAUCCUAUGGCACCGGCUGUUUUCAGCCCUUUGUCCAACAAGGUGAACUACGAUCGUUGUAUGGGGAUAAUCGAAGACUGCAAGAAGAACAACUACAACAUUGUAGCCGGAGGCGAGACCUUGUCGGACAAGAAAGGCUUCUGGAUCGCACCCACGAUUGUGUCCAAGCCUCCAGAGGAUUCUUUCCUCGUCGCAGAGGAGCAAUUUGGUCCCGUGAUUCCGUUGCUAUCGUGGACAGACGAAGCGGACGUCAUUGCUCGAUCAAACCUUGAUAAUGCCGGACUCGGUGCAUCCGUCUACACCCCUGAUCUCACCCGAGCACAGCGGAUUGCAAAGCAGCUCGAGUCCGGAACAGUCUGGAUCAACAUGUCGGAGAGACCACACCAUGCUGGCUGGUUUGCUGGGCAGAAACUCAGCGGAGUAGGCGGUGAAAUGGGCAAACAAGGUCUACUUUCCUACUGCCACACACAGUCGAUCCAGAUUGCGAAGUAG
Neoarthrinium moseri is the source of this 1440-nucleotide messenger RNA. RefSeq lists its product as uncharacterized. NCBI's taxonomy places the organism in Eukaryota, Fungi, Ascomycota, Sordariomycetes, Amphisphaeriales, Apiosporaceae. The transcript is spliced from 3 exons. Gene Ontology annotation, molecular function: aldehyde dehydrogenase (NAD+) activity. The record is from RefSeq and is a predicted model, not a curated record. The coding region runs from base 1 to 1440 and encodes 479 amino acids.